Canis lupus familiaris (dog) is the source of this 2337-nucleotide messenger RNA. It is a transcript of the gene CYS1, whose product is annotated as cystin 1. The transcript is spliced from 3 exons. Lineage: Eukaryota; Metazoa; Chordata; Mammalia; Carnivora; Canidae. The coding region runs from base 1 to 531 and encodes 176 amino acids. The record is from RefSeq and is a predicted model, not a curated record.
AUGGGCAGCGGCAGCAGCCGGAGCGGCCGGGCCCUGAGGCGGCUGCGCGGCCCCGACAGUCGGCGGGCGGGACCCGGCGGGGCGGCCCCGGAGGGCGGGACGCGGCCUCUGGCCUCGGCGACGGCGGCGGCCGCCCGGGAGGAGGCCGGGGAGGCGGAGGCGGCUGAGCGCGCGGCCCACCCCGGCCCCGGCCCCGGCCCCGGCCCCGGCCCCCGCCCCGGCCCCGCCGCGCCCCCCGACGGCGGGGACGAGACCCUGCGCCUGCUGGACCAGCUGCUGGCCGAGUCGGCGGCCUGGGGCCCGGGGGAGCUGGCCCCGCGGGGCCCGGAGCCGCCCCGACCCGCAGCCGGCGCCGGGAGCCCGGUGCCCUCAAAACAGAGCGCCGGCGAGCACCCAGAGGGCAGCAGCGUCUCCAGAGCCCCGGGCGGCAGCCCCAGGAGGCCCGAGAGGCAGCCGGGCACCUCGGUCAUCUCGUACGACUACUCGGAAGAGGAGCUGAUGGCCAGCAUCGAGCAGGAGUACUGUCGCUGAGGGCGGGGACAGCCCUCCUCCGCCACCCGCCCCCGCCGGACUGGGGACUGGGCCUGUGCACCCCCGCCUGCCCCUGCCCUGCCCAGGCUGUGGCUGGAGCUGAGCCCCCUUAGACACGCGGUUACGCCGAGCUCCUUCGAAACAUGCGGCUUCCUGCUUGCAGCGAGGGGGUCAGCUGUGCAGCUCGGCCCGAAGGCGGCACGGGGCUGCCCCAGGGGUGCGGGCCGGGUGAUCCCUCCCACACCCCUCCCUGGGUCUCUGGGGAGGGCUCGGCCACGAGGUUGUCCCGCAGCCUGCAAUGCUUCCCCUCCCUGCUGGCCCUCUGCCCCGCCCGGGACAGCUCAGACUGGCUCCCAAGGCACUUCCUGGCACGGGCAGCAGGCUUGCUGAGCUGGCGGGAGCCCCCCUGGUUCUGCACUAGAACCACCUGGUCCGGGCCUGAGAGUCUGCAUUUCUAACCAGCUCCCGGUGACACCCAAGCUCCUGGACAGCCGCCUCACUCGGGGGAGGAAGGAUUGAGUCCAAGCUCUAGACCUUAUGUGACUCUUCCUUCCUAGCGCUGGGGCUGCUCAGAGCCACAACCCCCCUGGCUCUCUGAAGACAGGCCUGUUCCCCUCCUCGGCAGGUGUGGCGGGCGGAGAGUGCACGGCUGGGAGCUGGAGCCCUCAGUUCUGAUCCUGCAACCACUUCCACCCUGUGGGCCUCAGUUUCUCUCUCUAGAAAUGGGGUCCUGACAAUCUGGGGUUAGGCAAUUCCAGGCUUCCCCUUGCCUGAUCUCUGCUCCCUGCCUCCCCCCCACCCCCCACCCAAGGGCGCAGAACUGCCUCUGUUGCUGCAGGGGAGCACCCCCGCCCACCUGAAGGAGGUCUUGAGGAACACCUGCUAUCACCACACCACCGACUGCCCGGUGGGACCAGUUUACUCUCCUCCCACUGGGUAGAAGGUCAAAAGUCACGGCCAUGAGGCCAGGAAAGCCCCAGAACAUUCCCAUCUGACAGAUGAGAAAGCCGAUUUGCCAGAGAUGCCUGUGAGUCCCAGGCAGGCCCAGGAGAGCCACAGCCAGACUGGAAGAUGGGACUCCUGCAGGGGCCCAGGCGGGGCCGGCCUGGGAAGAAGGCUCUGGUGGCAGGCGGUUCGGGGAGCAGCGGGGAGGGUGUCGGAACAAAGGGGCAUGUGGGCGCGACGUCAGCUUUGGCCAAAACCAGAAUGGGUCUCAGCUUGUCACAUUUACCACCAACUCAGCAGCCUCCCUGGCAUCGUCUGCAAGAUGCAAGAGCUUUCCGGAUGCAGACGCAGGGCCCCUUGGCACUGUCCCCAGACCCACAGGCCUGUUGCCGUCACAGGCAAACGGGUGUUUCCAUGAACUUUUAUUACUUGGCAAGACAGUCUUUGAUCAGAUGUUCCACGGCUGGAAGAUUCUUACUGCCGAGCCAGAGGGUGGCGCGCAGAGCCUUCCAACUACUGCCCCUCGGGGAGCGGCUCCAGACCCACCCCCCCACGCCCCCCCCCCCCCGAAGCGAGAGCUACUCCCCACCCAAGCCCAAAUCAUUUCUUUUGACCAAAGAUGAAAGCCAUUACCAUUUUAAUAAUAUAAAUAUUUCUUUGAAAAAGACAAUAAAAUUUUAUUUCUCACCACCAGACCAGGUCUUCAAUUUAAUGAUGCAAAAUGUUUACAGUUUUACAUCGUUAUUCUGUUAAAACGGAACAUGUUCAGCCAGUUUCCUGAAUUUUCCAGUGGAAACCUCAUACAACUCUUAAUGAGGUAAAAGUGAUAAGAAAAAGAAUAAAUUUCUCCUGUGGUUACUA